GGUUGCUGCUACUGAUCCAGAUGAUGGUAUAAACGGACAGAUAAGCUUUACCUUAGCUGGUGGCAAUGAUGAUGGAUACUUUGAUUUGGAUACAUCCACAGGACAAAUCAGUUUAAAAACAGUAAUCCUAUUAGGAGUCAAUGAGUCUAAGGAGUUUGUCUUGUGGAUAACAGCUACUGAUGGUGGGGUAAUUCCGAGAAGUUCAUCAGUGCCAGUACACAUCGCUGCAGUUGGAGAUUCCAAACCCCAGUUUAUUCCAAAAAUGUAUAAUGCAUCUGUGGAAGAAGAGAUAGUCAGUCCUGUUGAAGUAACAAGAGUGGAAUAUGAAUCUCUAAAUCCUCAUAUACCAGUUACACUGAAAGUACUGACAGAAUCAGCUACAUUUGAUGUCGAUGUCAAUGGUGUCAUCUGGACAAAAACUAAACUGGACUAUGAAUCCCAGAAUAAUUACACACUAAAUGUUUCCUUGUCAGAUGGAAGUACUACUGACUAUGCUACCGUGUUCAUCAAAGUUACAGAUGUCAAUGAUAACCAUCCUGUGUUUGGUGUAAUCAACGCUACCAUUAAUAUUCCGGAGAACAUGCCUGCUGGAACUUCUGUCAUCACAGUGUUGGCUACUGAUGUAGACAGUGGUUUUAAUGGAUUAGUGACUUAUGCUCUGAGAGGUACAGAGGAAAAAAUGGAUAUUGACUCUUCAGGAUUAAUUUUGCUGAAAAAGGAAUUGGACAGAGAAAUACAAGACUUCUAUAAUUUAACAGUGAUUGCCAGUGACCAAGGCCAACCCAUGCUUUCUACAGCUCUCAAUUUAAGAGUCAUCAUUGAUGAUGUGAAUGAUAACCAUCCAGUCUUCUCAUCAAGUAGAUAUGAAGUGAGUGUCCCUGAAGACAAAGCACAUGGAAGUGAACUACUGACAGUAUCUGCUACAGAUUUGGAUGCUGGGGCCAAUGCUCUCGUGACGUACAGAAUUGUUAACCAGCAGCCUUCAACCUCCUCGCCAAUGUUUCUUGUCAAUUCGACCACAGGCCAGCUCUUCCUGAGCCAGCAGCUGGAUUAUGAAACCACAAAGCGAUUUGAUGUAGAAGUGGAGGCAUCAGAUGGAGGGCAGCCAAGUCUCAGCACCAAGACACUUGUUGUUGUCCACAUACUAGAUGUCAAUGAUAACCCACCAAAAUUUGAUCAGGCAGCAUAUGAUAUAUUUGUGCUUGAAAACAUACAAAAGGGCAGCCCUAUCUACUCAUUCAGUGUUACUGAUGAGGACGAGGCUGGCUUUUCUCAGGGAUACUUUAUUCAUAACAGUACUUUGUUUACUGUGGAUUUCCCCGGAAUACUUUCAUUAAGGAAUGACACAGAGCUGGACAGGGAGACUACAUCUGGAUUCACUUUGCAAGUGUGGGCAGUUGAUGAAGUGAAUGGACUUAGUUCAAGUGCUUUGUUCCACAUCACAGUUCUGGAUGUCAAUGAUAAUAACCCUGAGUUUCAGAGGCAGCCAUACCGUUUUGCAGUUCUGGAGGGAGAUCACAGGUUGGCUGCUCCUGCUGUAGUUGGACAUGUAACUGCUACUGAUUUGGAUGAGGGAGAGAAUGCACGAAUUACUUAUUACUUAUCAGCUGAGGAUGGGGAUAAUCCAUAUAGCAUCCAACAGAAUGGAACUAUUUUGGCUAGUGGCUAUGUAGACCGAGAAACCAAAGAGAAGUACGAGCUGCUGUUGGUGGCAUCUGACAACGGAAUUCCUCAAAGGCAGAAUUUCACAUACGUCAGCAUUCAAGUAUUAGAUGUGAAUGAUAACUCUCCUCAGUUCACAAAGGCGCAAUACUCAGCCAGUGUACGUGUAGCAACAGCAAAAGAAGGAGCGUCUGUACUAUCAGUGUCUGCUACUGACCUUGACAUUGGGAACAAUUCUAUCGUUUCAUACAGCCUGAUGAACCAUUCUGAUGAUUUCCAUAUAAAUAACCAUACUGGAGAAAUCAUCCUCAGCAGUAACUUGACCCAUAUCACAGCUGACACGGUUGUUACGCUAAUAGUUAUUGCUGCUGAUCAUGGAGUUCCUCAGCUUACAUCAAAUGUUUCUGUCACUCUCUACUUGCUGGUAAAUGACACUGGCUUCGGGCUGACUUUUGAAAGCUCCACCUAUGAGUUCAGCAUUCCAGAAGAGGAACCAGUUAGGACUGCUGUUGGCUCUGUGAAAGCUCUGACUGGAAGCAUAGCCAUACAAGUAGCAUACUCUCUGAAAUCACAUACUGACAAGUUCUCUGUUAAUGACCAAGGAGACAUUGUGACUCUUGCCAGGCUAGAUCGAGAAGAUGAUGACCUAUAUAACAUCCUUGUAGAAGCUGUUGAUUCUGUGGUGCCACCCAAUACAGCUGUUGCUUUGGUAACAGUGAGAAUAAAUGACAUCAAUGACAAUCCUCCAGUUUUCUCAACACUGAUUCAAACAAAACUAUCUUUUCCUGAGAAUGCAAAUAGUCUAGAUUUGGGCACAUUUUAUGCUACUGAUAUGGAUAUAGGAGAUAAUGCACUGAUAAGCUAUUCUUUACAAGAUGAUUUUGCUGGAGUGUUCCAUAUUGACAGUUCCACGGGCAAGCUGAUGACAACAAAAUCCUUAGACAGAGAAAUGACGGACACUUAUGAACUGAAAAUAAAUGCCGCUGACUCUGGCAGACCACCACUAUCUGAAAGUUUAGUUCUAAGCAUCACCGUAGAAGACGAGAAUGACAACCCACCUGUGUUCCCCCAGAAGUCAUACUCUGUGACUGUAAAAGAGAACGAGCCUCCACAUGUGAUUUUGAAUGCAACAGCCACAGAUAAGGACAUAGGGUACAAUGCCAUUAUUCAUUACACCAUAACUGGAGAGACUUCAUUUUAUGUCGGAGAACUUUCUGGAGCUAUUACAACUCUUCAGCCUUUGGACUAUGAAAGCCAUGCCCAGUAUACAUUUAUUCUGAAAGCUUUCAAUCCUGGAGAGCCAUACCUUCAAGACACAGCAAACAUUACAGUUAUCGUGGAAGAUGUUAAUGAAGAAGGACCUGUAUUUGAAAAGCCCUCAUAUUUCCAGAUCCUCCCAGACAAUUCUACAGCUGGCACACUGAUAGUAGAUAUCAAUGCAAGAGAUGAAAACAAAGGUUAUGAUGAAGGCAUUUUCUACAAUAUUACAGAUGGAAACUCAGAAGGCCUCUUUAGUCUUUCCAGUACCACAGGAGAGCUCACAUUAACAAGAGACUUACACAGCCAGGCUGUUCUCCUGUAUUACUCCUUGACAAUCACUGCAACAGAUUCAGGUCUGCCACCGCUUUCAACUUCUGUAAAGGUGUCAGUAACUGUAGCUCCCAUCGACAUUUCAUUCCCAGUGUUCUCUGAAGCAGUCUAUCAGCCUACACCUCUGAGUGAGAAGAUACUGCCAGAUUCAUUUGUUGUACAGAUCAGCGUGUUGUAUAAUGUCCCCGUGAUAUACAGCAUCGUGUCUGGAAAUGAAAAGGGGUAUUUCGUUAUUGAUUCAUCCACUGGGAUCAUAAGAACAGAAAAGAAAUUGACAGUGGAAGAUUUCCCAGUUAUUUUAAAUGUGAGAGCAACAGAUUCGUCCAACACCAGCAUAUUCAAUGAAGUUUCUGUGCAUGUGGAUGUCAUUGAUGAAAAUGAUUUCCCUCCAGUUUUCCCAUCCUCUCUGCUAGAACAAAGACUGGAAGAGAAUUUACCUGCUACUGAGAUUGUCCAGCUGAAAGCUCAGGAUAAUGAUACAGGUAGAAAUGGUUUACUAACAUAUGGCAUUCUCAGUGGAGACACACUAAAAUUCCGGAUAGAUGAAGCAACUGGAAUUCUUUAUUCCACUGCCUCCUUUGAUUAUGAAGAGGAACCUACAGAGUAUCAGGUUGUGAUAUAUGCUGAAGAUGAUGGAAUCCCUGAGAAGAAAAGGGGUUACUGCACAGUUGUCAUAAAGAUCAUUGAUGUUAAUGACUGGCCACCUGUGUUUGACCUGGUGACUCCAUUCAGUGUUAAUGAAAAUGUGGCUGUGGGAUUCAUAGUUGGAAAAGUCACAGCAACCGACAGAGACACAGGAGACAAUGCCUUUAUUCUUUAUAGCCUUACAGAUGGUGGAGGAAAUAUAUUUGAAAUAGAUGAAAUACUUGGGAACAUUAAGAUAAAGAAUUCUCCAGACUACGAAACCAUGAAUAAGUACAGCCUGACAGUGAAUGCAGUCAACAACAAAUCUGCCCCUUUCUAUCAGGCAACCGCCACUGUCACUGUUCUAGUGAUUGAUGUGAAUGAUAAUGCUCCAGUGUUUGAUCAGAAUUCCUAUUCCACUUCUAUAAACAUGAUUAAUCCUGUAGGUGCUCACAUCAUAACUGUGCAAGCUUCCGACAAAGAUCAGGGGCAAAAUGGCCUUAUCGAAUACUACAUCCUCCCAGAUAUAAGCUUCAGCGCAUUCUUCCUGAUAGAAGAUAGGAGCAAGGGGAAAAUAAUAACAACUGGAAACCUGCCUAGUUCUGAAGAAAUCCGGUUAACAGUGAUGGCUGAGGAUAAAGGCUCUCCAUCUUUAAACAGCACUGCUGUGAUUACUCUUAAUGUGUUCGACAACCGUCCAUUUGUUCCUCAGUUUAAUGAGAGCCAAUUCAGCAUUUCAGUGUUGGAAAACACGGGAGUGGAUCAUUUAAUUUACACUUUUGUUGUGGCUGAAACUUUAGGAAAACCGAUUAUUUAUACAGUUGUAUCUGGCAAUGAAAAAGGUCAUUUUAGGUUGGAUCCAGAAAGUGGUGAGCUGAAAACGGGAAUUAAUUUGAACUAUGAGGAGACUUCUCAGUAUGUGAUUGUAAUUGAAGCAAAUGUGAAUGUCUCGACUGCUGCAGUCCAGUCUUCAGGCCUGUUUGCUCCAAAUGUGGCAAUGCUGACAAUCUCAGUGCAGGAUGUAAAUGAAGAGCCAGCAUUUUUGCAAAGCGUCUACUCUGCUCGGGUGCCAAACUCUGUGCCAUACAAGUACCCGGUUAUUACAGUUCAGGCCACAGAUCCAGACUCAGGAGACAAUGGACUUCUGCUGUACAGUUUAGUGAAUCAUCAAACAAAUGAAUUUGACAUCGAUGAAAAUACAGGGCAGGUUUUUACAGUUUCUGUAGCAGGAAAGGUUGGAACAUUUUAUCUGGAAGUCCAGGCUGCAGACCAAAGUGGAAAGGGACUCACAGCCCAGACAAAAGUCAAUGUAACUGUUGAUUCCAGCUCCAGUAAAAACAUUGUGGUACUUGUUCUUAAUCAGAAGAUCAAUGUUGUUGAAAAAAGCAUUGCUGAAGUAGAAAGAGUCAUAGAAGAUAUACUUGCAUGGAAUAUAUACAUUGUUGACGUUUAUUCCAAUGAGUUUGAAAGAAGAACAAGAGAAAGCACUGAUGUAACCUACAUAAAAAUCAUUGCUGUUGAUGAGGCAAACCAGGAAAUACCUGCAGAAGAUGUAAAAAGAAAACUUAGGGAGCAGAAGGCAAACAUUGAGCAGGAACUUCAGAAGAUAUUUUCAACAUCUGUUACCGCUGACAUAGAAGAGACUCCUGCUGACUCGACAACUCCUGAACUCAUUGCAACUAUUGUUCUCAGUGUUCUGUUAGCCUGUACCCUCAUAGCCUUCCUGGUAUAUGUGGUUAUUUCUAUAAAAAGGAAAAGAAUGUAUGAACAACAGUAUUCAGUUAAGAAGCUACAUGAAGUGGAGGGUAUUGAUAAUCCGAAUUUAGCUGACAAAAAUGGAAGUCUGAACAACCUAGCGAAACCAGAGGAUACAAAUGAAGUAAGAACUGAAACAAUAGCAUUUAGCAACCUGCAGGAUACCAAAGAAGGCAAUGCUGACAAAGACGUACUUCAGGCCAAUGAAAAGUGCAAUUACCUUGAGACACUAUUAGAUAUCAGCAGUGAACAAGAAAAAAAGGUAGCUUCUGAAAAUGCCGCUCUACCUAGAAAUGACUGCUCAAAUCAUGACUCAGCUCCUUCACUUACUCCUUCACUUACACCUGUCCCUGAGAAAGAAAUAAAAGGAGUAAAAUUUUCAGAAGCGGCAAUUAUUUUGGAUACAGAAUCUGAACUAGAUGAGUCCGAUGAUGAUAGCUUUCCUCAGUAACAGUGCUUGACAAAGAGAACUUUUAUGAAAGCCACAAAACCACUGUAACAAUACAAAAUUAGCUGUGUAAUAAU
Cygnus olor (mute swan) is the source of this 6156-nucleotide messenger RNA. Its product is annotated as protocadherin Fat 4-like. Gene Ontology annotation, molecular function: calcium ion binding; cadherin binding. The record is from RefSeq and is a predicted model, not a curated record. Bases 263 to 6082 code for a protein of 1939 amino acids. NCBI's taxonomy places the organism in Eukaryota, Metazoa, Chordata, Aves, Anseriformes, Anatidae. Gene Ontology annotation, biological process: homophilic cell-cell adhesion. Gene Ontology annotation, cellular component: catenin complex; plasma membrane. The transcript is spliced from 31 exons.